Molecule: messenger RNA, 8935 nt
Organism: Mytilus trossulus (common blue mussel)
Lineage: Eukaryota; Metazoa; Mollusca; Bivalvia; Mytilida; Mytilidae
Product: insulin-like peptide receptor
Exons: 27
Coding region: 573-5111 (1512 amino acids)
Biological process (GO): positive regulation of kinase activity; cell surface receptor protein tyrosine kinase signaling pathway; protein phosphorylation
Cellular component (GO): signaling receptor complex; plasma membrane
Molecular function (GO): protein binding; ATP binding; transmembrane receptor protein tyrosine kinase activity
Source: RefSeq, a predicted model, not a curated record
AAUGACUAAUUGACCAAUCAUCUAACGAGGUUGUUUACGUCUUGUUUUCCGCUAUGUACAUUGAAAUGGAGGUAAAAAAUAAGUAUUAAUUUAUCAAAUACACAUUGGAAUUCUUUUUUUGUGAUGUAAAAAUCGGUCAAGGUGAUACUGGAAUACAUGUGAGAUUAAUUCGGAUGCUCGGUUUUACUGUGGACUGUGAAAAUGAUGGACAUUUCCGGGCUUGUUUUGCAUGGUUUUUCAACAAACAAUACAGAAGUUCAAGGCCUAUUUCAUGGAUAGUUGUACUGAACAAAUUAUGAAACAUUCAAAACGAGAAUUUCAUCAAAAUGUAAAACCAAAUCAUCAAUAUUGUAUUGGAUUCAUGUCUUUAUCUUCAUCGCAACAUGCACAUUUACAUUUCUAUUUCUCACGGCCCAGGUUGCUGCCGUCAUCACCAUGUGUGAAAUCAUUCAUCCAGAUUCAUUGAUAAAAUGACGAUCAACAAAAACAACAGUGUGUACUUACUAAAUAUUUGCAUUACCAAAUUCUGUGAUAUUGUAUAAACGUUUAUUUUUAACAUUUGAUAGACUAAGAUGAGAUUUUCAAUGGCUUCAUCAUGUAUUAUUAUUUUCGUUUGUUGUGUAUUGAUGUCAUUUGUGACAGGCAAGCGUUUGAGUGAAGGUUUCAACUCUCCACCAGCAACUGAACGGGAAGGAACUAUUUGUAAGAAUAUUGACAUACGGAACAAAGUAGAGAACUUUGACAAAUUAGAAAAUUGUACAGUGAUUGAGGGAUCAUUAAGUAUUCUGUUGAUAGAAGGUGCAAACGAAGAGCAAUAUCGCCAACUGUCAUUUCCAAAUCUAGUCGAAAUUACUGAUUAUCUUCUGCUUUACCGAGUUUAUGGAUUAAAAACUUUAAGCAAUAUCUUUCCAAAUCUUUCUGUUAUUAGAGGCCAGCGCCUUUUUUUCAAUUUCGCCUUUGUUGCAUUUGAAAUGAUGGAUUUGGAGGAAUUAGGAUUAAUUGGAUUAACUGUGAUUGAAAGAGGAGCUGUGCGUCUUGAAAAGAACCCCAUGUUAUGUUACAUUGAUACCAUUGAUUGGACGAGAAUUGCCAAAGGAGUCGAUCGUAAAGACCAUUUCAUCAAGGACAACAAAAAGACAGCUGAAUGUGUUGACAUGUGCCCAGCUUACUGUGCUGCAACUCCAAAAAGUGAAUUUGAAAACCACAGAGAAAUUAAACGAUGCUGGACAUAUAAUCAUUGUCAAAAAAAUCUUGACUGUCUCUGUGGGAAAGAUAGAUUCUGUAUCCACAACAGAACAGGAUGUUGCAGUGAGAACUGUUUAGGAGGAUGUUCUGGUGAAUCGAGUAUGGACUGUGAUGCUUGUAAGAAUGUCAUCUUCACAGAUCAAAGGGAAUCUAGAUGUCGCAAUAGUUGCCCUGGUGGAACUUAUAUGUACAAGAACAGAAGAUGUUUAUUGGAAAAGGAAUGUUUGGAUUUGAAAUUAAAAUUGUUAAACGACCCAGCACUUGGAAAUGAUUAUCCCGGGAGGUGUGUGGCUGAAUGUCCAGCAGGAUUUACCAGAGAUAGCAUGGACAAUACACUAAAUAGAUGUAUAAAAUGUAAAGAUACCUGUCCAAAAGAAUGUUCUGGUAAGAAAGUAGAUAGUGUACAGGCAGCACAAGAUCUCAGUGGUUGUACUAAGAUAUACGGGGCAUUAGAAAUCAGGAUCAUGAAAGGAAGCAAUAUACAACAAGAACUUGAGACAAAUUUAGGACAAAUUACAGAAAUCAAUGAAUAUUUAUGGAUUCAUAAUUCUCAUGCAUUAUUGUCACUAAACUUCUUUAAAAAAUUACGGGUAAUUGGUGGAGAAAGUUUAGUUAAUGGGUAUGCCUUAUUAGUGAAUGAUAAUGAAAAACUACAGACAUUGUUUCCUAAAGAUGUCGAGAACAAUUUAACAAUCAAAAGUGGGAAUUUGACCUUUCACUACAACAGAAAGCUAUGUGUUCGUCUGAUUAAUACCUUUGAGAAAAAUAUAAAGAUGUCAAAAACUGCCCCCAUUCUGAAUGAUAUCAGCAAUUCAACCAAUGGAGAUCAAGCACCAUGUCAUGUAUCAACGUUAAAUUUAACUGUGUUCCAAGUAACUGGACAUGUAGCUUUCCUGAAAUGGGAUAGAUACAAAAUGGGAGAUACAAGGGCCCUGAUUAGUUAUGUUAUCAAGUAUAAAGAAGCUCCAUUCCAAAAUGUCUCAAUUUUCGAAGGCAGAGAUGCAUGCAGUGAUGAUAUUUGGAAGACACGUGAUAUCUUAAACAAGAACACAAUGAAGAAUAGUAAGACUAUCCCAGCCUUAUUGGUACAGUUGAGACCGUGGACCCAGUAUGCAGUGUUUGUCCAGACAUACAUGACAUCUAGUACCCAGUAUGGAGCCAUGAGUAAACUUAUCUACUUCAGAACAGCUGCCAGUAUGCCAACUGUCCCUGCUAAUUUAAAAGCCAGAGCUGUUCAACCUGGAGAGUUGCAUGUUACAUGGGAUCCACCUAACCAACCCAAUGGAAAUGUUACUCAUUAUGAAGUUUACUGGAGACGUAGAGAGUUGGAUCCAAGAUCAUAUGCUCCAAGAGAUUACUGUCAUAAUCCACUGGCGACUUACAGUAGAGAGGAAGAAGAUAGAGAGAAGGAAGAAGAAGAAAAGGAAAACAAUGCAGAGUUACCUAAACAAGGAACUUGUGCCUGUGAGAUCAGUAAAGAAGAGUUAGAGGAGGAGGUCAGGGAGCGUAACUUGCAAAUUCAGUUUGAAAAUUUCUUACAUAACAGCGUUUAUCUGAAAAGAUGUUCACCCACCAGUAUAAGGGAUCAAUAUCGCAAGGAUAAGUCUAAGAGACGUCCAAGACAGGCAAUACCUGAUAGGGUAACUCGACAGAAAUCCUCGAGAGGCAAUAAAACAAAACAAACAAAGAAAAUAAAGAGGAAUAAACGUAAUGUAUAUAAGGAGAUUGUGGAUCCAAGAGAAUUUGAAAAGUACAAAAGAAAGCGAGAGGUACCUCCUGACACAAUAUCCUAUAAUACUACGGAAACCAUUGGACCAGUGAAUGUAACAGAAGAUGAGAAGGAGGACAUUCAUCCCCAGGGGACCACAGAACACACAGUGUUGAGGGCUGUCGUAUAUUCCAGAGAGUUUAUCAUAUCUAAUCUGGGACAUUUUGAAGAUUAUAACAUAGAGGUAAUUGCUUGUCAGGAACGUGACCACAGAGACCCAGAUAAAGUCAAGUACUGCAGUAGCAGGGCACUUACUGUUGGUCGAACUAAAAAAUCUAAAACUGCUGACAACCUAAAAUCUGACAACAUUGUGGCAGAAGCCCAACAAAAUAAAACACAAACUGUGCUCAUUAAAUGGAAAGAUCCUCUGAGUCCUAACGGUCCAAUUAUUAAAUAUGUGGUGGAGUACAGUAAAGGGGGACUAGGAGAGAAUCCAAUCUCCCUCUGUCGUACAUAUCAGGAGUACAGGAAACACAACGGUACAAUAAUUCCUACAUUACCUCCAGGGAAUUACUCCUACAGAGUACAAGCUUACUCACUGGCUGGUAAUGGAUCAUGGUCAGAGGUUAGAUGGUUUUACAUCUCAGAUAAACAAGAAACGUCCUGGUCAAGCUCCACCAUUAUAGCAGUGUCUGUAACUUCAGUACUGCUGAUCAUAUUAUUGGGUGUAAUAGUGGUCUGGUUAAUAGCUAGGAGCAGGACAGAUAAAAUACCAGUAGAAUGGCAUGUAUCUACUGUCAAUCCAGAUUAUAUGCAGGAUUAUGAUGCUUAUAUACCAGAUGAAUGGGAAGUAGAAAGAGAAAAAGUGUGUUUGUUACGAGAAUUAGGGCAAGGGUCAUUUGGUAUGGUAUGGGAAGGUAGAACCAAGGAUCUGGUAGAAAAUGGAAAGGAAACAUUAGUAGCUGUUAAGACUGUCAAUGAAAAGGCAGAUUAUCAUCAAAGAGGAGCAUUCUUAAAAGAAGCAUCAAUAAUGAAGGGAUUUAAAUGUCAUCAUGUUGUGCGGUUGCUAGGAAUUGUCUCCCAGAGUCAGCCUGCACUGGUCAUAAUGGAACUCAUGACUAAUGGAGAUCUGAAAAAUUAUUUACGAAUGAGGAGACCUGAUAAUGAGGAAGGAUUAGUGCCACCAGCAUUACAACAGAUAUGGCAGAUGGCGGGGGAAAUAGCAGACGGCAUGGCAUAUCUCUCAGAUAAAAAGUUUGUCCAUCGAGAUUUGGCGGCUAGAAAUUGUAUGGUAGCUGUAGAUCUGACUGUAAAAAUAGGAGAUUUUGGUAUGACUCGAGAUGUGUAUGAGACAGAUUAUUAUAGAAAGGGUGGUAAAGGAUUACUGCCUGUAAGAUGGAUGGCACCUGAAUCAUUAAAAGAUGGUGUAUUUACAAGCUAUUCUGAUGUAUGGUCCUAUGGUGUAGUACUCUGGGAAAUGGUAACAUUAGCAGAACUGCCGUAUAUUGGGUUAUCCCAUGAACAAGUUAUAAAAUAUGUAGGCAGUGGGAGGACAAUGGAAAAGCCAGAAGGCUGUCCUGACAGAUUACAUCAGUUAAUGCUUCAAUGUUGGAGAUUUAAAGACAAACAAAGACCUACAUUUCAAGGAAUAAUAGAAAUUUUAGUGCCUGUAUUGGACCGUUCAUUUAGGGAAAAGUCGUAUUUCUUUAGUGUAGAAAAUCAUACUGAAGACAAUCACGAUGUUGAUUACCCAGACGAAGAUUAUCCUGAUGAUCUAUGGGAUGAUUCAAAUAAACCAUUUAUCGCCGGUGCCGAGGGCGACUCGUCUCAUCAUAGUCAAAGUCAUCAUAGCAGUCAUGGUUUUGAGGAUCAAGAUGAAGAACUUAAAUUCUCGGACUAUAAUUAUCAUGGUCAAUACGGGACAGAACCGUGUGACUGUAUCAUGUUAGAGGAAACAGACCAUCGGAACCGUAAUCAUGUGGACAGCAGUUAUCGUAAUAGUUCGUGCUCAAAUCCCAAUAGUGCAAUAGAUACAAGUGAUGGGAGUAAAGACAGUAGUACGAGUAAAAGUUCCAACAGUAGUUAUCCUAUCAAUGGAAUCAAUUUAAAUAUAGUUAAUGGCCAUGUGCCGGUUCACAUGCGAACAACACCAUGCUAGCUAUUAUUUUGUUGUCAUUUGCCAAUUAAUGUCAAGGCCAUAUUGGACAUCAGACUUAUCAAAAUGGAUGCCAUUGGUCAAUCUGUUCAUGUGAUCUCUACACUUUGUUCAAGUGCUUCUUUUUUUGUAUGUUCUAUUCUUAUCUAGCUACGGGAUAUAUUUUUUAUGUGGGAUGCUGUUUUAGUUGCUCACUCAACAGGAAAAAAAGGCUUUUUAAAAAGAAUUUGUGAUUUUAUCUGUACUUGAUAAUUCUUUUGAGCUUUUAGAGGACAGCUUUUAACAAAACAACUCUGUUAAAUACCGUUGGAUUUCAUGAUUUUCUUGUCAUCUUGUCAUUCAUACUUAUUUAUGAAUGGAAUAGCAUUCUAAACAUUGUGAUAAAUGUUCAUUGUAACACUUCAUCAAAUCUGUUAUGUAUAUAGAUAUAUUUAUAUAUAUACAUUGUAUAUUUUGGUUCAUUUCUCUCCCUUUCUCCUGAUAAGUGCAAGAUUUCAUUAUUCAUUAUUUCUUAAAAGCAUAUAAGUAUUUUCACGAUUGAUGAUUUUAAUGUUUUUAAAAAAGAUCUUUUAAUCAUGAUAACAUUGCAAGAUUUUUUUUAAUAGAAAAAGGAAUCGUUUUAAUCAAAAGUUGUCAACCAUCCUGAGUUUUGCACUGAAUUUUAUAUCUUCUUUUUUAAAGUUUUUUCUUGUUCCAUCAAAAUUAAUGCAAAAAGAUGUGUGUCUCUAGGGUCAAACUUCAAAAAAUAAAAAUGUUUUGAUUGUUUUUUGUUGUUGUUCAAUUCCAUUUGUGAGUCCUUAUUUUGGCAAAAAUAUUUCAGUGUUAUAAUAUAAUAUCUAGAUAAAAAAUGAUAAUUUCUUGAAAUUUUUGACUGUAGUAAAUUAUAAAAUCCUCUUUAUAUGACUUGUUUUUUUAUGAUUGAUUUUAAGAACAAAGGAUAGUUGACAUUUAACAUAUAUUUUAUUCUGUCAAAGUUCAAAGUACUCCUAACAGAAAUAUGACAGUUCAUCAGAAUAUUUUAUAACAUGACAGUCUUGCAUUUUAUCAUCAUCAUAUGUAUAGAUAUAUUCCUUCUCAUUUUACUGCUGUGCUUUGAAUGUGACGAAAGGCCAAAAAAACAUGAAUAUUCAUAAUUUAUUUGUUGUGUUUCUGUUGGUGAAUGUAGAGAAUGACUUGUUGAUUUGUUAAUAUCUGAAUUUACCGGUGGAUUUUUAUAUGAAUACUAUUGAUGAUGUUAAGAUUUGUGAAUGAUGUUUAAAUGUUGGGUACUUUAAUCAAACUUAAUGUGAGAUCAUGUAACAGACAGAAUGAGAAACUGAUUAUGAUUUUAAAAAUAUAUAUUUGACCAAACUGUGAUAAAGAAUACUGGACAUUUAACAGUCGAGGCAUUCAUUUUAUAUUUUGUUUGUUUGAUUUAUGUUUUUAAAUUUUUUUUAUAAACAAUAAUUAUGAAAUUUCAAGUACAUGUAGUAGGAUUGACAUACUUUUAACUUGAAUAUUCAAAUCUUUGAAAUUGAGAUAAAAAUUAUACUGUUACUGUCAUGACUGUGAUUGGGGAAGAUGAAUUGAAUAGAAAACUUUUUUUAAUCUUUUUUAUGAUAUAAGGACAUUAAAUAUAGGUUGUGUAGGAGUAGAAAGGUAAACAUAUCCGUUACUAUCUGUAUCUCUCAGGAAUUCCUGACUAUUUAUAGACUUUAAUCUAAUUGGCCAGUAUAUAUAUAGAAAUGAUCUGAUAAUUUCUACUCCUAUUUUAUUUUUGGUUGUGAAUUCUUAUAUCUUAAUGAGAAAAUAAUGAUUUUUAUGACUGGUAAUUUUUCUUCUUAAAAGAUAAUUCAAAAUAGUGGGUAUUUGUAUCUUCAAUAGUACCCUAAGAUUUAUAUCUUUGUGAAAGUUCAUAAAUGUAUAAAACUGAUUGUGCUAGACCCUCAAGGGUAGUUGAUAAAUAAUACUUUUGGUUUUAUAGAAAUCAAUUUCUCUCUGAAAUAGACAUUUGUACAAAAAAGGAUGACAGGAUUUCCAUAAAUAUUUGACUACACCAUUGACCAAUCGUUCAGUAAGAUCAAAGGAAAAUUUCGUAAAAUAGCAAUAAUUACUAUUAUUAUACAUUUUGUAUAACGUUUAAAAUGAUGUCUGAUUCAUUGUGUACAUUGAUCCUUAUAAGAUGGGCCAAAACAAUCUUAAAUAAUCUUUUUCUUCUAUAACUCUAAAACAAAAUAAUAUAGGGUUAUUGGGGAAUAUUGUCCUGAGUAGAAUUUUAUAUUGCACAAGCUUGCGAGUGCAAUAUAUGUUCUACGAGGGACAAUAUUCAUGCAAUAACCCUUUUAUUGUAUAGAAAUAUAAUAUUUGAAAGUAAAAAUUGGUUUAAACUAAGAUUUUAUCGUUGAUGACGUCAUGAAUUUGAAGUGUAAUAAUGGAAUGUAUUGCACAAUAACUUUUGGUUACUUUCUGUGAGAAAAAUUAUAUUGCUAUGCAAUAAUAUGAAAUCUUGGGUGAACAACACAUUAAAAGGAAUCAAUUUUUGUUAACUAAAUAUAAAUAUAGGUAUAACUUUAUACAAAUUAUUAGAUGUAUUUAAUUAAGAUAUAAAGUGGAAAUGUUAAAAAAUUACAAAAUUUGGGAAUCAAACAAUUUCAUCUUAAUUUUGUUUUUAAAUUUAAGGUUUACAUCUUAUAAAUAACUUUUUUUUUUAAGAUUUCUUUCUUUUAACUAAUAACAUGUCAGGUCUUCCUCAAAAAUAAGUAGCAGUUGUGCAGAAGUGCAUAAACCAAUAUUUACAUGUUAUGUUGUUCUCACAGUUAAGGUAUACCAAACCUGUUGACAUUGUUUUAGAUACAGGAUUAUAAUAAUUAUUAGUUUUAAAUCAAGUAAUGAGGCAUUAAAAGCUUGAAUCAAACAAACCAAGUUGAUGGUUAAAACAGGUACAGUUUUGCUUAGAAGAGUAAAUUUCUCAAGGAAUUGGAUGAAUCAGGAACAAGAUAUAUUUUAAUGAUGAGUGUUAUUUGUUAUGUUUGAAUUUUUACUUGUUUAUUUAUUGUUAUAUUUUUUUUAUUCAGAUGCUGCAGAAUAACUGAUUUUGUUUGAAACACUUCUUCAUUAUAGAACAGUUUGAUAUGAUUAUACUUUUUGUGCAAGCAUGGGUUGACUCAAAUUAGUGUUACUUGUGUUUUACUGGUCCUUUACCAAUUACGUCUCUUGGCUAUUUAUGCAAGGAAGUGUUGCAUAUCUUUAGAAUACUGGUUUUAUAUUCAAACAUGUAAUUUUAUUUUUAUUUUUGAAAACUUGUGUUUGUUAGACUUAUUUAGACAAUGUCUUUUUGAACACAGUAUUGGAAGAUUUGUAUUUGGAGACAUAACAUGAUCAUAUUAUAAUAUCUUUGAUUUAAGAAAAGUGACUGUUUUCAUACAAAGUAAUAUCAAAGUUUGCUGUUAAUUUAACACAAAAUCCUUUGAAAAAGGAUGAAAAAAGGUUUAGAUUGAGACAUUAAAACUACAGUGUAAAUUUUUGAAUUAGAUUGUAAUAAAAAAGUGUUUCUAAGAAAAUCAGUAUAUUAUAUUUUGUGGAAAUGAAUGAAAGUAUUGUGUCAAGUGCCAGAUGAAAAAAAUGUGUAUUGGAUGAGGUGAGAAGUUUGUAUGAGUAUUUGCAUGUUGUUAAGAUGGGGUGAAUGAUUAUAUUUGUCACUGUGUGAUGCAUGUUGAUGAGAUAGUGUGAAUGAAUAUAUUUGUCACUGUGUGAUGAAUGUUUAAAUGUCUACAUCUUCAUCAUCAGUUUUGUAGCUCUGCCUUUCAAACCAAAGCAAAAAAAUAAAUGUAAAUAUAGACUAUAGGAAA